CACAGAACCUGUGAAGUGUAAUUCAGAGAAGCAAAAAGAGCUCAGCCAAGAUGGCAGGUUUCAAAGUUCUUAGCGCUGAUCUUCAACUUGAUGCUAACAAGUCAGCUCACAAUACUAGCGCCUACAUCAGCAGGGAACUUAUUGUCCGCAGGGCAAAGGCAUUUGGCAUAGGGCUAAAUUUCAACACCUCAGUGAAUGCUGAAGACCGUCUGCAGUUCACCGCUGGUCUUAUCACAUCGAGCGCAAGUGUCUCUCUCCUGGAGUUUAAUUUCUCCGAUUCCAGAUACCCAGCUAUCAACAGUUGGGGAGCCCAGAGAGUGGCAACUGGUCGUAACUCAGUCACUGUAAAUUUCUUUACACCACCGGAUGCUGUAAUUGGUCGUUAUUUUCUAUCACUACUGACAAGUGAAGGCCGAACGCGUUUUGCUUCCUUUGUACUCCUCUUCAACCCAUGGGCACAAGCUGAUGUUGUUUACCUAUCUGAUGAUGCAGAAAGGCAAGAAUAUGUUCUAUCAGAAUUUGGUCUCAUCUACUUGGCAAGCAAUCCCAAUCCUAUAGCCUGGAACUUUGGUCAGUUUCAAGAGAAUAUUCUCAAUGUAAGCCUUGCUCUCCUGGAUUCAACGUCAAGUUUCCGCAGUAAUGCAGCAGAAGAUGUGAGAAAGCGCAACAAUCCAGUCCAUGUUUGCAGGGUCUUGAGCUCCAUUCUCAAUAGUAUGAAUAACAAUGGUGUUAUAGAAGGUAACUGGAGUGGAGAGUAUUUUGAUGGAACAGACCCCUACGUUUGGAAUGGAAGCACCGAAAUCUUGAGAAGCUGGUAUGGCCAAAGACAGCCAGUGAAGUACGGACAAUGUUGGGUGUUUGCUGGAACCUCCUGCACAGUCAGCAGAUCCCUUGGAUUACCCUGCCGGGUAAUUACUAAUUACCAAUCAGCACAUGACACAGACCACAACCUAAGCAUUGAACAAUAUUUCAACACCAGGGGAGAAGCAGUGCCAAGGAGUGAAGAUAGUAUCUGGAAUUUCCAUUGCUGGAAUGAAAGCUGGUUUCUACGGUUAGAUCUGGGAGACUUCUACAGUGGAUGGCAGGUUUGGGAUUCAACGCCACAGGAAAAGAGUGAUGGACUUUACCAGCUUGGGCCCACUUCCCAACGUGCAGUAAAAGAAGGAGAAGUGGACCUGCUGUUCGAUACCCCCUUUGUGUUAGCAGAGGUGGAUGCCGAUGUUAUCAUUUAUAUUGUGCAAGAUGAUGGAACAGUCACAAAAGCAGGAAAACGUGAAAAUGAUGUCGGUCAGCUGAUCUGCACCAAGGCUGUGGGUCAAAAAGCAAUGAACGACGUUACUCUGGAAUACAAGUAUAAAGAUGGCUCAUCUAAAGAGAGAGAAACGUAUGAAAAGGCUCGGAGCAAGAUAAGAGGUUCUGAAUUUGAAGCUAUGUCACGUGCUCUAGUCUCCUCCCCACCUCCCCCAGAGGUUACUGGGACAAUUACUGUUGCUGGAACACCUACAGUUGGAGAUGAUAUCAAUGUGACUCUAACUCUAAAGAACAUGACUUCGGAUAACAAAACGGUUACCGUGAACCUGAGUGCGGCAGCUAUUGUGUACAACCAUGCCGUGAGAAAGCCAAUUCUUAGCAAUUCUGCAGCUGUUCAGCUAGGGCCAAAUGAAGCAAAGGGAGUGCCAGUACAGAUCAAAUAUUCACAGUAUGAAAAGCAACUGACCAGUGACAAGAUGAUCUAUGUUACUGCUGUGUACAAGGUUGAAGGAAAGCCAGAGAAGUUUGUGGAAGCAAAUAUUGUCCUACUGAAUCCAACUCUGCAAGUCAAGGCUCUUAAAACAGCUAUCUUUGAUAGUCCAAUGGUGGUAGAAGUCACAUUUAAAAACCCUUUAUCAACACCUAUCACAGGCUGUGUCCUUAAGGUUGAAGGCAGUGGUUUAACAAAGGAUGUUAUAGAGAAAAACAUGGGGCAAUUGGAACCAGGCCAAAAGACCAGUGUAAAAGUUGAAUUUAUUCCAUACAUGGUUGGUGAUAAGGAGCUACUGGUCAAUCUCGCAUGUGACAAGUUCAAAGACAUCAAGGGCCACCUCAGCAUAAAAGUGCAAAGUUCCUCCAGUCGCCUUCGUGCAUGUUGUUUCUAGCUGUGCUCCAGAUGUAACUGGGGCUAGUAUGCUCCCCAGCUUUACUAUAUACAUUGUAGUAGAAAAUAAAUUCUUUCUGCCCAGUGCAGUAACAUUUAA
Messenger RNA from Xenopus tropicalis (tropical clawed frog), 2234 nucleotides. RefSeq names its product transglutaminase 3 like, gene 2 (gene tgm3l.2). The transcript has 13 exons. Bases 51 to 2135 code for a protein of 694 amino acids. Gene Ontology annotation, molecular function: protein-glutamine gamma-glutamyltransferase activity. The record is from RefSeq and is a predicted model, not a curated record. NCBI's taxonomy places the organism in Eukaryota, Metazoa, Chordata, Amphibia, Anura, Pipidae.